GAUGGCAUUAGAGAGCCACGAAAUCACACGUAUACGUACGAUGCUUUCUCCCGUUCACAACGUCUGUUGUGUUCGGGAAACCAAGCAAAUCAGGCAGUCCACAACCCCUUAAAACCCGAAUAAAAAAUAAUGAUUUGAUAUAUCUUUUCAGCGAUAACACGUUGAAGUUUGUGUACUUUUGAGAUGCGAUCGGAACAAGAAAGGGAGGAUCGUACGGGUCGGAGGAAUAUUGCCCGUUAUGUGCAGCUUUAUUAAACCCGUUUAACUUCACGACACCAAACACAACGAAUAUCUCUGAAACAAUUCUAAUUGCUUUAAAGCUAAGCAGCGGUUUUCAUAUUUCGACUUAUAGCUCUAAGAUGCUUAUCCAAGGACAUGUAUGUCGGUCCAGAUGAACGUCAACUCAGACAUGCGCACCAUGUGACUUUUCUGUCGUUCGUCUGUCUGGAUGCCAUAUUGUACGCGUCUCCAGUAGAAGGUGGAUCAAAACAUUUUCACAUAUGAAAUAACACGUGUGGCUCCUUGAGAUGUAUUCUCAAACAUCAGGUUUGGCUCUUGUGCCAACACAGUCCUGUGUUGAGAAUCCAAAUGAAGACAUUGUGAUUAUCUCUGGAGAUGCAGGAUGGACUUGCUGUUCAUGUUCCCUGGACUUCGGGCCAGAUGUCAGUGUUAAAAAACAUUUAGCUGAUGUUCACAAAGCUGAAGCAGCAGCAACAUCAGAGAAAAUGUUAUCUCCAGAACUCGAGGGUAUCAGAGAAGAAGAUUUUGAAGAUGGAGUGCUUACUGCUGAUAAAAACAACAUUUUGCUGUCAGCCUUCAAUAACAGAGAAACCAUUCAGAUAAUAAAAAAUGAUUACUCAGCAAGCUCACCCAGCAUCUCAGAUGAAACAGGAGAAGAAUCAUUUGGUACUGUAAAAAGAAAAAACACAGUGGAAGUGAAAAUAGAGGCUCCAGAAGAAGAAAGUUUCUUAGUCACUACCAUUCCUGGAAGUUCUUAUACAUCAACACAAAUUCCUAGACCUGUUGCUGUUAGAGUAAAUGAUAGUUCCUUUGUGGAGACAUGCUCAGAGGCAGAGGAGUCGGACAUGGAUAAAGAAGAAAAAGUAAAAAAGCAGCAUAAACUGUUUGACCUUAUUGGAAGAGCAGCAGCAUACUUUAAAGAUAUAAAUUCUAGAGAGGCACUCAUCCUUCUUACCACUUCACUGGUUGCACUUGAGUAUAAGAAUGCCAAAUGCAGAGGUCGUGGCACCGCUGCAGCAGAGAGUGUAACAUCUGUGGCAUUGACAUACCAAAAAACUAAUAAAAAGACAGAUGCUCAAGAGAAAAAGAAGGCUUUCAUUUGUAAAAUAUGCAAUAAAGCUGUCUUUGGCUAUACCUCAGAAGCCCUUCUCUGGCACUGCAAGACACACUUCAUUAAACGAGCAACUGUUUUACAGUGUAAAUUUUGCACAAAAACUUUCAGGUACAAGCAGUGGUACGAGAGUCAUAUGCGGCAGGCUCAUCCAUCAAAUGAUGAAGCAAGUAAUACUGAUUCAGAAGUUUCCAGUAUGGAACAGUUUUCUGCUAACUCAGACUUGAUAAGCUUGAGCAAAGAAGAGGGGUUGUCUAAACUAAACAUGCACAAGAAGAUUAAGAGCAGUGAACUGCAGGGUGAAAAAGAUCAAGACGACAGAGAUCAUUCAUAUUUUAAGAUAUCAGUAGAUACAAGUAAAUCUCUGGCUAUAUCAGACAGCUCAGUCCUUGAUGGUCCAUCAGAGACACUGCAGACAGAAAAAGAGUCUUUUACUGCAAAAGCAGUCAGUACAGUUGGAGAGGAAUUGGCAGUGGAUAUAAGUAAUGGCAGGGAAAAAACAUCUAUGAGAAUGUCUCAAAAGAGCCAAGAGGCACGAGUUAAGUGUGUUAUCUGUGGCGUUUUAAUUCUAAAGAGACCCUCCUUGUGUAAACGCCAUUAUGGGGUGCACCUUCAGAAAGUCACAACAUGUCCUGUGUGCCACAAAAGUAUUCCUCAUCCAAACUACUUGCGUGCUCAUGUUUAUGAACACCAGCUGGCCCUUUGUGAACCGCAUAACACCGUACAGGUUAAUAUGUCCACUUCUUCAGAAACCAGCAAAUUGCAAAGACAUAUAAAAACAAGCCAGCUAAACAGUGAAAAAUCCACACUGUCUAUGAAUGAUAAUGAGACUCCUAUACAUCGCCAGUCAUCAUCAGUUGGAAAGAACCAAAACACUGUGGUAGGGGAAAGGAAAAAUAGCAAAAGAACUGCGGCGGUAAUAGGAGAGAAUGUUAAGAAUGAUAAUGAGACUCCUAUACAUUGCCAGUCAUCAUCAGUUGGAAAGAACCAAAACACUGUGGUAGGGGAAAGGAAAAAUAGCAAAAGAACUGUGGCGGUAAUAGGAGAGAAUGUUAAGAAUAAUAAUGAGACUCCUAUACAUUGCCAGUCAUCAUCAGUUGGAAAGAACCAAAACACUGUAGUAGGGGAAAGGAAAAAUAGCAAAAGAACUGUGGCGGUAAUAGGAGAGAAUGUUAAGAGCACGAUGGUGGUUGCAGAAAGAAAGAAUAACAAAAAUAUUGCUGAGAGAGUAAACUGUGUUGUGUGUGGACAAGCUUUUAUCUCUUGUGACUCAACAUUACUGAGACAUUACAAUUUUCAUGUUAACUGUACCAAAAGCUGCCCUGUAUGCUUGGAAAAGAUACCUAACAAAGAUAGAUUAAAACUACAUAUUCUUCAGCAUCAGCGGGAGCUCACAGAUAACCUCGAUGUUCCUUUGGAUACACUUGCAUCAAACCAUUUGUCUUUUACUUGGGAUUCCUCCAAUUCGCUGAUAGGAGAACAGCACAAAAGUUCAGAAUCAAUGACAGACGAGCAGUGCCAAACUUCAGACUCAGCAUUAAGAAAAAAGUUGAAGUACACAGCAAAGGGUUCAUCCAAAUAUUCUGAUUCAUUCAUAAAAGAACAUGCCAAAGAAAUUGAAGAGAGUAGUCUGGAAAUCCAGAACCAUCCUUUGGGGUACCAGGAUUUUUCUUUAGAAACCACUACAUCAUCUCCAACAAUAAAACCAGUGCAAGAACAAAAUCCACAUGUCAAAACAGGUUUGUUUUCUAUAGUAAGAUCCUCUACAGCAGUCAAACAGCAUUCUGAGAUUAAAGCAAAGUACCUCAAAUCUCCUAAUCCUAUAAAAAUGAAACGUAAAGGAAUGUCUGAGCGAAGGGCUAGAUGCAUAAUCUGUGGACUUAUUUAUAGGACCAGACGAUCAGCCUUGCUUGCACAUUAUUCUGUUCAUGUUCGGAAAAGGACCACAUGCCCCUUGUGUAAUAUAGAAAUCCUGCAUAAAGUAGAACUUAAAGAACACAUUUAUGAGCAUCAGAAAGAACGAAACCCUUCUCUUUUGCUGCCAGCAUCUCUUAUACAAGGCCCCGUAUUUGUGCACAAUAAGCAGGUGUGCGUUCUCUGUGGAGACUUUUUCUCACAACAUGGUCAUGACCGUCAGUCCCAUAUCAAGAUGCACUUUCAAGAAAAGACCUCGUGCUCUGUAUGCGAUGAAAUUUUUCAUGAUGAGGAAACUUUUGUGAAGCAUAUUUUGCAUCACCAGCAAGGGAUACACGAUACAUCGGAUCUUGACAGCACUGAUGCUAUAGCAUUAUGGUCUCAGUCACCCAAAUCAGAUACAGUUCAGCUGUCUAAUCAGGAAGGCAGCAUGUUGUGUUCAGAGAAAGACCUUACUGUAAUGCCUGUCAGUGAAAAUGAUGUCCAGAUUAACAUGACCAUAGAAAACCAGGACCAGGUGGAACUCGAUCUAGAAAGUAACCCAAUAUCAAUGGUAGGAAACUUUGACAAUAAAAAAUCUUCUUCCUUACAAGCCACUAAUUACUUGCAUCCAAACUUACAAGAAAAGAAAGUAAGGUGUUCUGUGUGCAAACUGGAUCUGCUUGAUGAUAUGAAGAGUCUUGAGCAGCACUCUAUUCAACAUCCAGAAAAGACACACCUGGAGUGUGUUUCAUGUUCAAAAAAGUUUGACAGUGUGCAAAGUCUUAUGUCUCAUAUGAAAAAUCAUACAAAAGACAAAUGGAAAUUUGCUUGUCGCCUUUGUUCAGCUGCCUACAGAAGCCCUAUGGAGUACAGACAACAUCGCCGAGCAUGCUGGUUUGUAGAGUGCAAUGCCAAAACAACAGUGCCCACCAAUGCUUCUGGUGAUGGACCUUCAGAACCCAAAAAACUGAAACUUGAUAAUGAGGCUCAGUGCCUAACAGAAGGUGGUAUGCAUGAGUUAAGUCAAGAAGAAUUUGUCAGCUGCACAAAGUGUAGUGGUUUAAUUUUUAAUCAGCCUCACAGCAUUCAACGACACAUGCUUGUCCACAGUCUUAUGAUGCAUCAGUGUGAACACUGUGAAAGAUCCUUUUUUUCCAAAGAAAGACUUGAGCAGCAUGCAGCAUCCCAUUCUCAUGGUGGAGUUUGUGAAGUUUGUGGUACAACACUACAAACCAAGAAAGGCCUGGAGCAGCACAGGCUCUUGCAUACAGGUGGAGUGGGGCAUUACCCCUGCACAAGGUGUAACAAAGCCUUCUUGUAUGAAGUCCGGCUCAAGAGGCACAUGGAAAAACAUAAUAAUGUAGACAGUAUCUUCACUUGCGAGUAUUGUGGCAAAACCUACAUGAACAGGACACCACUUCUUCAUCAUAUUGCCAUCAAUCAUGAGAAUUCAAAAGAGUCAGUCUUUCUAUACAAGUGUGACCAAUGUCCGGCCAUGUAUUCAUUCCCAAGUGAGCUUCGUGACCACAUGGCAUUCCGCCACAAAGGGUUGACUCUGUACACUUGUAAGUACUGUAACCAAGGUUUCAAUUGUCGCCCUACUCUUGUGCGACACGAGCGGGUCCAGCACACCAAAUUCUUCCCUCACAAAUGUGGUGAAUGUGAAGAGGCAUUCGCUGAAAAAGUAAAGUUGGUCUCUCAUCAAAUACGAGUGCACAAAGCUGUGACACCUUUCCGCUGCAAUGAGUGUGGCACCUCAUGUACUACAGCAGGGGCGCUGCGGCAUCACAUGCUAAUUCAUGAUGAGAAGAGGCCCCGUCCAUUCAAGUGUGAACCUUGCAACGUUGCUUACUUUGACAAAUACCAUCUAGAUCGCCAUUUGAAAAGAGGAAAGUGUAAGCCAUCUGUUUACUGUGUAGUAGUUGUUGAACCUGUCAAUCAGGACACUCAGUUGUGAUUGCUGUGCUGUGAGCAAAUAUUUUGUCUUCAGUUUGUUAUCAUCUUACUUCAGUUAAAAUGGAUCUGGUGAUUAAAAUUAAAUUAUAAAUAAAGCAUUCUCCCCAAAUGACAACAUAAUAUUCAGAAUGUUUUAAACAUUUCCAAUGAGUCUGAAAUUCCACUUUUGACAUAUACGUGCAGUGUUAUGUGUACUGUGCAACUUGUAAAAUAUGCAGAAUAAGUUCAUCAAUUAAUUUUGUUGAGUUGUAGGAAAUAUAUAAAAUCAUGUAUUUGUU
This is a messenger RNA of Pomacea canaliculata, 5481 nucleotides long. RefSeq names its product zinc finger protein 808-like. Lineage: Eukaryota; Metazoa; Mollusca; Gastropoda; Architaenioglossa; Ampullariidae. The coding region runs from base 528 to 5204 and encodes 1558 amino acids. The record is from RefSeq and is a predicted model, not a curated record. The transcript has 5 exons.